AUGACGGUGAAGAAAGGCUCCUCAACCGCGAAGGUCGCUUCGUCAGCUGACACAACCCUGUGGGAACAGCUCUUAUCGCGAGGAGGUGGUCAGGCGUCUGCUGCCGCUGCUGUUACUACUGGUCCCGCUAGGGCCAAAAGCUCGAGCAGACCUGCUGUCCCCGAGACAGCAGGGAAGGCGACACCUCGUUCCGACAAGCUGCCCAAGAAGAAGCGCAAAGCUGUCGCCUCCGCAGAUCCUAAAGGGGUGGGUAACUUGCACAAGAGCAACUGGGCCAUGCUGGCUGCUGGAGGCGGCGCCACCGCAACUGCUGCUGCGGUAAGCAAUGGGCACGCAACCACCGACAAGAGCAAGAAGAAGAAGGCGAAACAGCAGGGUAGCGAGCGACCGCGAGCCGAGAUCGGGUCGAGCAACAGCAACGUCAUGGCCACCACCACGCCCAACUUCUUCUCUGUCAACCGGAAUACUGCCGUCUCUGGCUCCAGCAGCACCACCGGGGUCAGCGGCAAGGCCGGCAAGAAGCGUAUACGGACCGCCGGCGCCGGCGUCGGCAUAGGCGCGCUCACCGCGAGUACCAACGGCCAUGCUCCCAACCACGUUACCGGAGGCACGCGGGAGGAGCACCCAGGGGCGAACAAGAGCACCAAGCGGCCGCGCUCCAACGUCCUUAACCUCGCCUUCCAGGCACAAAAGGAAGAGGCUGCCGCCGCUGCCGCUGCCGCCGCCGCGGGCGGAGCGAAGCACACCGGCGGAGUCAAGGGGCGAGGGAAAAGGGGUGGGUCCGAGCAGGCGUUGACGGCGGCAGAAAAGGCGCAGUACGUGGCGCUGGACUGCGAGAUGGUUGGCGUCGGGCCUGGGGGCUGCCGGAGCGCGCUUGCGCGAUGUUGCCUCGUGGACUGGGACGGGGACACCAUCUACGACAAGCACGUGACCCCCAACGAGCGCGUUACAGACUUCCGAACCUUCGUUAGCGGCGUCAAGGCGAACCACCUCAAGGGAGGGGUGCGCCUCCGGCAGUGCCAGGAGGAAGUGGCGGCGAUUUUGAAGGACAAGGUUCUCGUCGGCCACGCUCUGACCAACGAUCUCAAGGCUUUGAUGAUGAGCCACCCCCCGCGCUCUACGCGAGACACGGCAACAUACCGACCGUACCAGAAGGCGCACGGUAAGGCCGGCGGCAAGCUGCGACCGAGGUCCCUCAAGCUGCUCUCCCAGGAACACCUCGACCGUCCCAUCCAGACAGGCCAGCACAACCCAGCGGAGGAUGCCAAGGCGGCCAUGGACCUGUACAAACUAGCGCGCUUCGAGUGGGAGAAGUCGCUGUCGGCGGCAGGAAAAAUGCGAGGCCGAAAGAGUUUUGUGGACCAGCAAGGGCCCUAAGAUGUUUCGGGCGCGGGAGUAGGCGUUCCAGUGGAGGGCGUUCAAUUUUCAGGGCAUGUGUGACGAUUUGUGUCUCUGCGUGAAACGAGUGGUCCCGAGGAGCGACAAGGUUCUGACGCAACCAAGUGUUGAAGAGGGAAUUGUCCUCGACAGACGUUGGGGAGAUUGUAUCUUCAUGAAGGUGGUCUUCUCACAAGGGUAGUGUGUACUUUGGAACAUGGCGCCAAGGACGUGACCCCCUUUGACUCGGCUGGAGUUGGGGUUGGGGCGCCGGCUGUUGCUUUCAAGAGACGGUGGCUCUCGAUUGCUCUGCCAUGUGUGCUGGGUUGUCCAUAUAUGUACGUGUGCGUUCUGGCGUGGAAUUUCGAAAAUGGGAAAGCUGUCUUACCU
This is a messenger RNA of Ectocarpus siliculosus, 1767 nucleotides long. The record is from the annotation of a GenBank genome assembly. Lineage: Eukaryota; Phaeophyceae; Ectocarpales; Ectocarpaceae.